GAUAAUGUAGCGAUUGUUACAAUCAAUAUUCCCAACAUGAAGUUUCAUAUAUUUGUAAUUUUAUUAAAUUAUAAUGAUUUUUUUAUUAUCACUUUUUUUAAUUUACCAUUUCAACAGGAAAAUGUAUUGAACAAAGGUUUGCUCAAUAAAAUGUCGGAUCUUAUUGCUCAUAUUGAAUCUAAUUCUAAUAUACAUAGUGUUGUUAUUAUGUCUGGCAAAACCAAUAGUUUCAUUGCCGGUGCUGAUAUUAAUGAACUUUUUAAGCUUAAAAGUGCCGAAGAAGUACAGAAAUUGUCAGUGGAAGGUCAGCAAAAACUUAUGCAUAUUGAACGAAGCAGGAAACCAUUUGUUGCAGCUAUCAUGGGCACUUGUAUGGGUGGUGGCCUUGAAGUUGCAUUAGCUUGUCAUUAUCGCAUUGCUAUGAACACACCGAAAACUAUGUUAGCUUUACCUGAGGUACAACUCGGUUUGUUACCAGGUGCAGGUGGUACUCAACGUUUACCAAAAUUAAUAUCUUUUCAAAAUGCUCUUGAUAUGAUGCUUACUGGUAAAACAGUACCUGUUCCGAAAGCAAAAAAAAUAGGACUUAUUGAUCAAGUUGUUCAGCCAAUUGGGAUCGGUAUAAAGUCUGUAGAAGAAAAUAAUUUGCAUUAUUUGAAACAAGUACGAAUACCUAAAUUUGAACAAUUUCUAAAUUAUUUAUUGUUCAUAAUGAAACUAACGCUUGGCAACUACCCAGCUCCACUUCAGAUUCUUAAUCUUGUGAAAAUGAUGGCGGAGAAUAGAGAUAAAGUAUUUUAUAAUGAGGAAUCUAAGAUUUUCGGAGAACUUUCUCAAACUACUCAAUCUUCUGCCCUUAUUGGACUUUUCCAAGGUUCAACCGAAUGCAAAAAAAAUAAAUUUGUAUUUUUCAGAAAAUUAUCGGUUAUUGGUGCCGGCUUAAUGGGUGCCGGUAUUGCAAGCGUUUCUAUUGAUAAAGGUAUCACUACAGUGCUGCUCGACAUGCAUGAUGAGGGUUUGUCGAGAGGUAUGAAUCAAAUAUAUUCUCAUUAUGAUAAAUUAGCCAAAAAGAAGAGGAUUACUUUGCUGCAGCAAAGCAAUGCGAUUGCUAGAUUGAAGCCUACAACGAAUUAUGAGGAUGUGAAAAAUAGUGAUGUUGUGAUUGAAGCUGUCUUCGAGGAUUUAUCAUUAAAGCACAAAGUUAUUCAGCAGUUAGAAUCUGUGAUUCCAUCGCAUUGCGUAAUCGCAACAAAUACUUCUGCUUUACCAAUUGAACAAAUAGCUUCCGUUUCAUCAAGACCAGAGCGCAUUAUUGGAAUGCAUUAUUUUUCACCAGUUGAAAAAAUGCAACUUUUAGAAAUUAUCACUACUAAGAAAACAAGCAAAGAAACAUUGGCUAUAGCAGCUAAUCUUGGAUUAACCCAAAAAAAAUUAGUUGUUGUUGUCAAAGAUUGCCCGGGAUUUUUUGUUGUGCGUUGUUUAGCUCCUAUGUUGAAUGAAGUAAUGCGCUUAUUGCAAGAAGGUGUUUCUCCCACUCAAAUUGAUAAAAUGACCAAAAGUUAUGGCUUUCCAGUUGGUGCUGCAACUCUUGCUGAUGAAGUUGGUCUUGAUGUUGCUGAACAUGUUGGCACUUUUUUAGGAAAGGAGCUUGGACCACGAGUUGCUGGUGGGUCAGUUGAGAUGCUAACAGAAAUGGUCUCUUCAGGCUAUAAAGGUCGAAAAUCGGGCAAAGGUUAUUUCGUGUAUCGGAGCGAUUGGAUUAUCAAGAAAUAUCUUCUUAUACCGAAGGCAGAAGUUAGUAGUGUUGAAGACCAACAACUUCGCGUAAUUUCUCGAUUUAUAAAUGAAGCUGCAAUUUGUUUGGAAGAAGGAGUAAUAUCAUCGCCGUCCGAUGGUGAUAUCGCAUCAGUGUUUGGCAUUGGUUUUCCACCAUUCUGGGGUGGUCCGUUUCGAUUUGUUGAUUUAUUUGGAGCCCAGCGACUUGUCAAUGAGAUGCAACGAUUUGGAAAUGCUUAUCAUCCGCAGCAAUUUCAACCAGCAAAUAUUUUACUAGAUUUUGCGAAGAAUAAUAAGAAAUUUUAUCCCAAAUAG
This is a messenger RNA of Dracunculus medinensis (Guinea worm), 2091 nucleotides long. The record is from the annotation of a GenBank genome assembly. Lineage: Eukaryota; Metazoa; Nematoda; Chromadorea; Rhabditida; Dracunculidae.